Botrytis cinerea B05.10 is the source of this 2222-nucleotide messenger RNA. RefSeq lists its product as hypothetical. Bases 834 to 1832 code for a protein of 332 amino acids. Lineage: Eukaryota; Fungi; Ascomycota; Leotiomycetes; Helotiales; Sclerotiniaceae. The record is from RefSeq and is a predicted model, not a curated record. The transcript has 3 exons.
GGAUGCUUAUAUACAAUGCCCCCCGUCUCCGUCUUCAAUUUCACACAGUUCUCUCACUCUCUCUUUCGCCGUCGUAAAUCCGGAUUCCGAACGCACAUUUAAACUCCAUGGACGGAAAGUAACGAGUUGAUAAAUCGUAUAUCUCAACCCCCAUUCCCCCCACCAGCACCAACAUACUGCACUGUCAAGAUAUUGGUCAAUUCACUUUGCCCAACACAUCGACCGUCUUGUGUCUCGUUUCCGCAUCGCAGCAUUUCGUCCAUUUCGCUCACCUCCAUCCAUCCAGCCAUCCCACUCUUCCGCUUUCGCCCAUUAAUUUCCCUCGGGAGUCAUAUCGGUAGAAAUAUCAGUCUCUUAUCAGCACGGAUUCAAAUACAUACGACUAGCACUAUCUAUCUCCCUAGUAUCUAUCUAUCUCCCUAGUCCCACCCACUAUUACAAUAAAAAGACCGUUCAUAGAGUCACAACGCCAGAAUCUUUCCAAUCGCCAAUCGAGAUUAUAUAAAAAGAAAUCCCAUCCUUGAUUUGAUUUUGAUUUGCAUUUGAUCUUGAUUCUGAUCAUCUCAUCACAUCAUCCUGGAUCUCGUCCAUUUGAUCUUCCUCACCUGGACCGUUCCAAUUCACCAUCACGAGAAACAUUCACAAGACCCAGGCCAACCAGGGAAGAACCCGUCCGGAGAACUUAUCUACGACAUACGACAUACGACAUAUAAGAUACCCAGAUAUAUUUUACCUUCACACACAACCAACAAUUCGUAUCGAACGUCUUCGACGAUUCCCUUCUCUCUGAUAUCCUAUAUCCAAAGGAAGAACCCGUCUUCCGAACUGCCAAAAUGGCACACUCAACAAGACCAUCCGCUUCCCGAACACACACUGCUCCUUCACUUGCUCUAUCUCCACGAACGAGCUCCGAAAAAACCACAGACAAGAAAUCCCAUCACGUACGCAGAAAGUCGGGAAAGGAAUUCGCGGUAGUAGCGGAAAAGAGAACUAGUCGACCUACCACUUUACACCGAAGGACUACACCCCAAGUCAUUACCAAGGCUGCCAGAAGCAAGGAGAGGGAAAGUCAACACGCGGAGAAAGAUAACGGGGAGAGCUUUCCACAGUUCUGUAUGACCUGCGAAAAGCAAUUUACACCUCCCAACAAUACCUUUCUCUAUUGCUCUGAGCAAUGUCGUGUUCAUGAUCAAGCACCAACAUACACUUCUCGAUCAAACCCAUAUGCAACUGCACCAAACUCUCCACCGUUGACUCCAUUCUUGUCAAGUGCAACUCUAUACUCUCCGGAAGAACCUCGAGACAUUGUGCCGCGACUCUCCCCUACACAAUCUAGACCUCGAUCAUACUUCAACUCAUCACCAUACCCAACCGAUUACUCCGUCUCAUACCACGUCCCCUCCUCAUCCCUCCCAGCAUCCCACUUCUAUACUUCAUCCCAAGCCAAUACACAUUCAUCGAGCGCCUUGGAGAGCUUAAGAGAGUUAGCCACAGCGCUUCCCCGAACACAUCAACCACACGAACCAGAAUCUCCACCAACUACUACACUCUCGAGGACUUCUUCUCAAGUCUGGAACUACAUGCCAUUCACAACCAAAACCACAACACCUACACCCCUCGUCACACCCGGCAACUCAUACUCCAACAGUGGCGCCAGCCAUUCCGCUCGUCGAAGCCGAGAAGAUUUAUAUUCUUUCGGGGCUAGUCAAACAUUCACCAACACCGGUGGUAUGGGUAUGGAUCGUCCUUUGCCACCUCGAAGUGGUCCAGGUGGCUAUGUACAUCGACCUAGAAGUAUUGAUCUGGUUACACCAUUCACACCUGGUGUUUAAACCGAGAUGAGAGAAAAAGAAGCAACGCUCGAGAGGAGCACAUAGUAUACGUUAUUUGAGUUUGUUAUAGAUAUUUGAGUCUCCAAGCAUUGCGAGCAUUACAUUAUCGUUGUAGAUAUAGGAUUAUUAUCAAACAGGAACAUUGGAAUUGGUAUGGGCAUUCGGCAUACGCGCGCGAGCAUCACAGACAGCUAGCAAGGAAAUUGUGAAGGAGUUAAUCAUGGAAUCUAAAAAUGGGCGGGUCAAUUUACAUGCAUAAUGCAUUAUGGGUAUGAAAAAAGGACGGAAUGGUAUGAAAUGGAAUGGAAUGGGUAAAUACUUGGGGAUUAGAUUAGAGCCUGCAAUAGCUCUACAUCGCUUUAGUUAAAAAUUAAAUACACACCUUUAACA